This is a messenger RNA of Orycteropus afer afer, 1141 nucleotides long. It is a transcript of the gene DERL1, whose product is annotated as derlin 1. The record is from RefSeq and is a predicted model, not a curated record. Gene Ontology annotation, cellular component: Hrd1p ubiquitin ligase ERAD-L complex; endoplasmic reticulum membrane. Gene Ontology annotation, molecular function: ubiquitin-specific protease binding; misfolded protein binding. Gene Ontology annotation, biological process: endoplasmic reticulum unfolded protein response. NCBI's taxonomy places the organism in Eukaryota, Metazoa, Chordata, Mammalia, Tubulidentata, Orycteropodidae.
CCGCCUUCUGCACCGAGGCUUCAGGGGCUUCCGCCUCAAUACCUUCCAUUCGCGGAGCCGGCCGCGUCGUGAGGGGGCGGAGGCGGGGAGUUGGGUGACUGUGUGCAUCCUGGCUUCCUGAGAAGAGAAGAUGUCGGACAUCGGGGACUGGUUCAGGAGCAUUCCGGCCAUCACGCGCUAUUGGUUCGCUGCCAGCGUCGCGGUGCCCUUGGUCGGCAAACUCGGCCUCAUCAGCCCCGCGUACUUGUUCCUUUGGCCCGAAGCCUUCCUCUAUCGCUUCCAGGUCUGGAGGCCAGUCACUGCCACGUUUUACUUCCCUGUGGGCCCGGGAACUGGAUUUCUUUACUUGGUCAAUUUAUAUUUCUUGUAUCAGUAUUCUACACGACUCGAAACAGGAGCUUUCGAUGGGAGGCCAGCCGACUACUUAUUCAUGCUCCUGUUUAACUGGAUCUGCAUCGUGAUUACUGGCUUAGCAAUGGAUAUGCAGCUGCUGAUGAUUCCUCUGAUCAUGUCAGUCCUGUAUGUCUGGGCCCAGCUGAACAGAGACAUGAUUGUAUCAUUUUGGUUUGGAACACGAUUUAAGGCCUGUUAUUUACCCUGGGUUAUCCUUGGAUUCAACUAUAUCAUUGGAGGCUCGGUAAUCAAUGAACUAAUCGGAAAUCUUGUUGGACAUCUUUAUUUCUUCUUAAUGUUCAGAUACCCAAUGGACUUGGGAGGAAGGAAUUUUCUAUCCACACCUCAGUUUUUGUACCGCUGGCUGCCCAGCCGGAGAGGAGGGGUCUCAGGAUUUGGUGUACCCCCUGCCAGCCUGAGGCGAGCUGCUGAUCAGAAUGGUGGUGGUGGGAGACACAACUGGGGCCAGGGCUUCCGGCUUGGGGACCAGUGAGGAGCGGCCUUGGCCUGCCCGCCAGCCGCCAGCCUCUCUGCUCAGAUGCCGUUUCUUCACAGUGCUGGGUGUGCUUCACAGCUGAGUUCUAGCUAAUAUCGUUGGACCUGGCCCACACCGAAUGUAGUCUUUCGAUACAAGACAACGUUUUUUAAAUCCUGAAGAAAAAUAUAAGUGUUCCUCCAGAUCCGUGAUUCUCACUGAAGUCCUUACUGCUGUGAAGAACAAUAGCAACUGUGCAAAUUUCAAAACUGA